GAAUCGCUACGCUACAUUUUAUCUCGCCUACUUUCCGGUCGCCUUGUGCAAUUGACACUGCUCAAGACUUGUCGUCCCUCACUUCCUUGUUCUUUUGGAUGACUUAUUCAGUUAACAGCAAAUAUCAAGCCAGACUUGUCAUCCCUCAUCUGUUCUGUUGGAUACUUAUUCAGUUAACGGCAAAUAUCAAGCCUUGAGAUCCCUCAGUCCCUUGUUCUGUAGGAAAAGGAAUUAUUCAGUUACCAGCAAUUAAUGCCCUUAAGGUCAACUUCCCAAUUCACAUUCUAUCUCUCUUAAUGAACUCUGCCUUUAUUUAGGUAGGCUUUGAAAAUCAGAGCUACACUCUUUUCAAUUCAUUCACCACUUGUGGGACACAAAAAGCCAGAAAAAAAGCAGAGCAAGAGCACCACUUGCUGGACACAAAAAGCCAGAAAAUGGAGAAAAGUCAGGAGCUGGCACUAUCCCAGAUGAGGAAAUCUGUUGAAAAGCUUGGUGGUUUUGCUGAGAAUUAUGGGGACCCCACACUGAUGAGGUUCUUGAUUGCAAGAUCAAUGGAUACAGAUAAAGCUGCAAAAAUGUUUGUGCAGUGGCAGAAAUGGAGGGAUGCACUGGUCCCGUCAGGAUUUAUACCUGAUUCUGAAAUUCAAGAUGAACUUGGAGCUAAGAAAAUUUACUUACAGGGCUUGUCUAAAAAGGGGUUCCCAAUUAUGGUUGUAAAAGGCAGCAAGCAUUUUCCAUCCAAGGAUCAGCCUCAAUUCAAGAAAUUCAUUGUUCAUAUACUUGACAAAACCAUUGCAAGUUCCUUCAAAGGAAGAGAGAUCGGUGAUGAAAAGCUAGUAGGUAUUCUUGACUUAAAGGAUAUCUCAUACAAGAAUGUAGAUGCUCGUGCUUUAAUCACUGGUUUCCAAUUCCUACAGGCUUACUACCCUGAGCGCUUAGCCAGAUGUUACAUUGUACAUAUGCCCCGGUUCUUCGUGAGUGUAUGGAAGAUGGUUUCAUACUUCCUUGAGAAAGCAACUCUUGAGAAGAUUAGGAUCGUGACUAACGAAGCGCAAAGGAGGGAGUUUAUCCAGGACAUAGGCGAAGAAACUUUGCCAGAAGUGUAUGGAGGGCGGGCAAAGCUUGUACCCAUCCAAGAUGUGGUGUUAGCUCCAUUGAACCAUUAGACCAAACAGUCUAGAUUUUGGUGUUACAUCAAAUUACUGCAACUGAUUCAUGGAUGAUACUUGAAGGAAAGAGAAAGGAAAAGGAAAGCAGUAGGAAAGGAAUAAAUUGUUUUCAAAGUGGAUGUAUUCUGACUGCUCCUGGACUUAAUUUGUAGUAUCUUUUAUUACGAAUAGUACUAAUCAUGAAACCACUCCUAUGGUCUUUUAUUGUGUUCCCAAAUUUGGUAACUUAAUUCGAGAUGCAACUAGAGAUUAAUUAAUGACUAAAUAAGUUAUUUAAAUCC
Messenger RNA from Coffea arabica (coffee), 1450 nucleotides. Its product is annotated as CRAL-TRIO domain-containing protein YKL091C. The record is from RefSeq and is a predicted model, not a curated record. Lineage: Eukaryota; Viridiplantae; Streptophyta; Magnoliopsida; Gentianales; Rubiaceae.